AUGUCUCGACCACCCCUACCGCCUCCUCCUCCUUUAGCGUUAGGAAAAAUUCUGUACGAGCUAAGACUCCUAGCUAUCCUAUUAGAAGCUUUAGCAUCGGAGUCGAGGUUGAGUUUCUUCUAUAACCUCCCCGGUAGACAUCCACGUAUGUAUAAUGCGAUAGAUGAAUCCUACUUAGGGCCUAGGUUUGCCGAAUGGUCCCUUGACUUAGAUUCGACAAUUGAAAUGCCGAAGAAAGGCCGUGCACUAUAUAAGUAA
Messenger RNA from Penicillium canescens, 258 nucleotides. RefSeq names its product amidoligase enzyme-domain-containing protein. The coding region runs from base 1 to 258 and encodes 85 amino acids. The transcript has 3 exons. The record is from RefSeq and is a predicted model, not a curated record. Lineage: Eukaryota; Fungi; Ascomycota; Eurotiomycetes; Eurotiales; Aspergillaceae.